CUUUUCUCUCUUUUUUUAGCUGUUGGCUGGGACCUUUAUUCAAGCUAUCCCUAAACACCUUGUAAAGCUAUUAAAUUUUCCAUACCAGAAGAAAGCAAUUUUUCUUGAUAGAAUGGAGCUGCAUCCAUUUUUAGAUGCACUUCCUUAUUAUGAAAAAUGGUACCAAGAGCAAGAUCGUGGAGAAGCAAUGCAGCUUGUAGAAGCCGAGGUAGUAAAGUCUGGUGGGAUAAGACUUCCAAAACCCUCUCCUGAUGAUUUUACUACGCCAUUCAAAAUUUCUGAGCGAAUGCAAAAUGCUGUUCAAGCAGCCGGCCGCGGAGAGAAAUUACAGUCUAUUGAUAUAAACCGUUACAUCAAUUUACAAGCUCCAGGGAAUCCUGGAAGCCUAAUUCAGUCAGCAGUAGCUUUGGAAUACCUAAGAUCACGGGAAGAUAAUCUGGAGUUGCUGAGAAAGCAUGGUGAAAGUGCUUGGAUGAAUCAUAUUGGGUCACUGGAAGAGACUUUGCAAAACAUAGAACGUGAGAUCCAAACUACUCGAAGGGAGACUCAAGCAUGCAAUCGAAAGCGAAAGCAUUAUCAAAUGGAAAUUGGAGAAAGACUUGCGGAUCAUGAAACCCAGUUUAGCAACUUGUUACUAAACUCGAUCCAAUGCCGCGUCGCUAUUGCUUUGGCAAAUCAUUAGUAUUUUAUUUUCCUUUAAAAAGAAACGACUUUUUAAUUCUAACUUUACAAACCUAAAGGCAUGAUACGCUGACACUACGUAAAGAACCAUUUAUAUGAUAUCGGAUUUUUGGUUUCCUUCCCUUACUUUACUUUACUUUACCCUACCAUAAACACAGGCAUUAAUAAGUUUUAAGAAUAAUAAAUCUCGGUUUCGUCUGGAAACCGUUAGGAGUUUACUGUACAAUUUAUCAAGGUUCUCUAUAAGACUACGAAUGCCUAUAUGUACAACGAAUUUUUAGCGACUGUUCAGCAAAAUCAUAUAUUAUUCACUUUUCGUUCAUAAUCAUCAUACAAACAGAAAGAAAAUUAGACAGUACCGCACUUGUCGAUGGCAAUACGAGCACGAGUAGCACCAGAGUUGGAACCUAAGCUUUCAACCUUCUUAAUGACAUCCAUGCCACUGGUAACUUCACCGAAAACGACGUGUCUACCGUCCAACCAAGGAGUGACAACAGUAGUGAUGAAGAAUUGGGAUCCAUUGGUGUUGGGACCAGCAUUAGCCAUGGACAACAAACCGGGCUUGUUAUGCUUCAAAGUAAAGUUCUCAUCAGGGAACUUCUCACCAUAGAUGGACUUACCACCGGUACCGUUGCCGCGAGUGAAGUCACCACCUUGGAGCAUGAAUUGAGGGAUAACACGGUGGAAAGUGGAUCCAGCGUAGCCAAAACCCUUUUCGCCAGUACAGAGAGCACGGAAGUUGGCAGCGGUUUUAGGGACAACAUCGUCAAAUAACUUGAAGACAACACGUCCCAAGGGUUGGCCGUUGGCAAUAAUGUCAAAGAAAACGUUAGACAUCUUAAUUUUCAGUAUAUGGUUAAAGGCAAGUCAACUUAGUACUGAAAUUUAUAGGUAACACCAAUAUCGUAACUAGCAAAAAU
Molecule: messenger RNA, 1601 nt
Organism: Schizosaccharomyces cryophilus OY26
Lineage: Eukaryota; Fungi; Ascomycota; Schizosaccharomycetes; Schizosaccharomycetales; Schizosaccharomycetaceae
Product: splicing factor Cwf7
Exons: 2
Coding region: 113-682 (189 amino acids)
Biological process (GO): mRNA processing
Cellular component (GO): precatalytic spliceosome; Prp19 complex; catalytic step 2 spliceosome
Source: RefSeq, a predicted model, not a curated record